Dioscorea cayenensis subsp. rotundata (Guinea yam) is the source of this 1227-nucleotide messenger RNA. Its product is annotated as deSI-like protein At4g17486. The coding region runs from base 132 to 872 and encodes 246 amino acids. Gene Ontology annotation, biological process: protein deubiquitination. NCBI's taxonomy places the organism in Eukaryota, Viridiplantae, Streptophyta, Magnoliopsida, Dioscoreales, Dioscoreaceae. The record is from RefSeq and is a predicted model, not a curated record. The transcript has 4 exons. Gene Ontology annotation, molecular function: deubiquitinase activity.
UUCGUGGUUGCUUCUAAUGCGGUGUCCGAAAUAACAAUGUUCUGAUCCUCGACCCCGAUUCCACUUUCCCUUUCUCUUCGUUUUCCUCUUUGCGGAGAUAGAGAGAGAAGGGCGGCGACGAGGAGAGGAGGAUGGAGGUGGUGCUGCAUGUCUACGAUGUGACUAACAGUGGCUCGGACAAGACCAACAACACCAUUCUUCAGAUAAACAAGUUCUUCAAGGAUGGGAUCGGCCUUGGCGGCAUCUUCCACUCUGCUGUUCAGGUUUAUGGAGAUGAAGAAUGGUCAUUUGGGUUUUGUGAAUUUGGUACUGGAGUUUUUAGCUGUCCUCCGAGUAAAAAUCCAAUGUAUACCUACCGUGAGCGCAUUGUUCUUGGAGAAACAAACUGUUCAAUUUUCAAAGUAAAUCAGAUUUUGCGGGAGCUCAGCCGAGAGUGGCCUGGAGAAUCAUAUGAUCUGCUAUCAAGAAACUGUAACCACUUCUGUGAUGUUUUUUGUGAAAGCCUUGGUGUACCCAAACUACCAGGUUGGGUAAAUCGGUUUGCCAAUGCUGGUGAUACCGCCAUGGAAGUUGCAGGCACCACAGCAAUGAAGUUCAGGCAAGCAAAGGCGGAAGUAGUGACAGCUAGCAAAGUGGCAUACAGAUUCCUUGCGGGUAUUGCCUCCAAUUCUACAGCCACGACGGAGAGCCCAAGCAGUCCGAAUAGAGGUGCUACUGCUCCGAGGUUUCAAGGUGCCUGGUUUAAAAACCUGAUGUCUAUCGGUGCCAAGCCUAGUACUUCUGAAGUCCCAGAUGAUACGGAUGUGAUGCUUCCUCAACAAAGUCUAAAAUCGACAGACCUACUGGAGCAUAGUCCCAAGCACAACUUGUAACAUUUCUCAGACUCAAACUCCAUGCUUCAAUUGUGCAAAUUUCGGUACCAUUUGUGGAAAUUCCUCCAACUUUGACUUCUGCAUCCUUUGUUUUGUAAUUGUGCUUUGACACUGUAGUUGUUAAGUAAACAUGUAAUUGCAGGCUAACAUUGACUGAAAUGAAGGACAACAGCCUGGGGGUUUAUAAAUCCCAAGGCCUCCCCAUUGUGGUUAGUAUCACUUUCUCUUGUAAACAUGACCUAUCUGAAGAUUUUAUACAUUUUUUUCUCCAGAGAGUUUGUUCAUCUUUCAAUUGAGAUUGUUAUUUGCUGUAAUAGACAUGGUUUGUUCUUGAAGUAUUUGUUAGUUUCUGUUA